Messenger RNA from Myotis myotis, 3018 nucleotides. RefSeq names its product SREK1 interacting protein 1 (gene SREK1IP1). Bases 183 to 704 code for a protein of 173 amino acids. The record is from RefSeq and is a predicted model, not a curated record. Gene Ontology annotation, molecular function: nucleic acid binding; zinc ion binding. The transcript is spliced from 5 exons. Lineage: Eukaryota; Metazoa; Chordata; Mammalia; Chiroptera; Vespertilionidae.
GCAGCGGCGGCUCCUGGGUUCCUCUCUCCGGGCGCCUCGGAGGGCCUCCCCGACUGCCGCCGAGGUGCCGCGGCGCGGGGCAGAGGAGACGCCACCCUCGCAGCGCGUCGGCCUCGCAGCCGGCGGCGGGAAGCGAGCGUGCCCUCGAAGCCCAGGGCUCCUGCGAUCCCGUCCCCAGCGCCAUGGCAGUCCCAGGUUGCAACAAGGAUAGUGUUCGAGCAGGGUGUAAAAAAUGUGGUUACCCUGGUCACCUGACUUUUGAAUGCCGCAAUUUCCUCCGAGUAGACCCCAAGAGGGACAUAGUCUUGGAUGUGAGCAGCACAAGCAGUGAAGAGAGUGAUGAAGAGAAUGAGGAACUGAAUAAAUUGCAGGCACUACAAGAAAAAAGAAUAAAUGAAGAAGAGGAGAAGAAAAAAGCAAAAAGCAAAGAGAAAAUCAAGUUGAAAAAAAAAAGGAAAAGCAGCAUCAGGAGUCAAUCCAUUACCAAUGCACAGCACCAAAGAUUGCAGGUACCUCACUGUGGUGCAGUUGUAAGUUUUCAAAUUGGUAACCUACAGACAUGGCUACAGACGAACUCAUUAUGGGGAAAUCAGGUAAGUACACGUAUCCUCACAGGCCGGAGAGGUGUACUGAUUCUUUCUUUACCCAACACCCCCACCUGGCAUGACUUCAGUAAGCCUGGGGAGCCUCACAACCCCUGUUAACGUAUGCUUACCAUGCUCAGCUUCUAGGGAUGCUGCACCCACAUCCCUGUCCUAUCGCAUUACAGCCAUGGAAGCUCUCACACUUACAGCUUUUCCAUACCUAAUUUAGUCAUAUGGCCAUGAAAAGAAAUUACCUUGUUUAAAUUAAGUUCAGUCAGUUGUUUGGAGAGAAACACAGAGUUAUUAGGUUUUUAAGGGCUUGUUUUUCCUUUGCUGUAUUUUAUGUAUUUUUGAAAUCUGUAUUUUCUGAAAAUAUAGUUCUUUGGCAUCAAAAUGACCAAAUAAGUAAAAAAGGUCUUAUUUAAAUUAUUGGAAAGUGCCAUAUGCAAAAGAAUGGUCUCAUCCUCUUGAGUGUGUAACGUGGUUAAUAUUAUAAUUUUACUGAAUAGAGUUAAUUUAGUUAUUUGUAAGUUUAAUUCUGUUAAUUGUAAAGAUUAUAAUUUGGCUCAUUAAAUUUGUUUCUGCAUGGUGACAUGAUUAAUAAUGGUUCAGAGAGUUACAUAAAAUUCAGCUCUCAUUAACUCUGUGGUAUGCAAAUUGAAAGAUUUUAAUGCUUGGUAAUUAUUUUCCCCCAGAAACAAUCUUAGAAUUAUUCUUAGGUAAAUUUUCUAUCAUAUGAGAAUAGUUUAUGAAACGCCUCCUCUGAAUUAAAUAAAUUUAUUUUUACUAAAGUGAUUUUCUUCUAAAGUGAUACUAUUAUUAUUGGUCUUCAAUGCAAAUCUCAGUAGUAUAUUUUAGGGGAAAAAAUAGUGAAAUUUCCUCUCUGGCAGUAUUAGCAGGCAGAAAAGUCAAUUUUGUAGUAAAAAUCCAAAAAGUCCUGGACUUUCUAACUACCUAUGUGACCUUCAGCAGAGUCCUUUAGUUUCUCUGGGCCUUGGUGUUUUUCAUCUAUAAAAUAUUGUACCAAGUUAUCUCUAAGAUCCCUUCCAGUCCUUAAUGUAUGAGUAUUGAUAUUUUAGUAAAAUUCAGGUGAUAUGGUUCAUUUUAGAAAUUAUUACAGAUGAGCAGGUAGCAGUCUGCAAUGAUAAAGGUCAAAUUUAUUAAUACUGCUGUUAAGCACAUUCAGCUUUUGCAAGCAGAUAAUUGAUAUUUGGUUCACAUCCUUACCAUCCAACGUGCACCAUUUUUGCUAGAUGCAGAUAGAAUUUUUGUUUAGACCUGUAUCAAUAAUCACAUUAUCUGAACACCUUGAGGCUACUGCUUCUGGGGUGAUGGACCCACUCCCCACACAAUUCCCUAUUUUCUCUGGAUCAUCUGUUGACUAACAUCUCUCAGAGGACUCUCCAGUGCUUCACGUUUAAUACUCACCUGCUUUUUGAUCUUCGAGGCCAAAACAUCAGUAAAUGAGCAAAAUGACUGUAUGUAUCUAUACUUAACACUCUCAAAUUAUAGAACCCUAUGUCACCCUCAGUUAAACUAGGUUGAAGAGUUAUUAAUAGUGUUCAUAAAAAUUCCAUCGUGGCCUUUCUUCAACAAACAUUUAUUGCAUCGCCUGGCACGGCAAACACUCUACUAAGCACUGGGAAUACACAGAUUAAAAAGACUAAUUGGCUUCCCUGAAGACGUUCGUCAUUCAGUUGGUAGGAGAAACACAGCACUUUAGUGCAGUAAUUGACCGGAACGUGGGUUUAGAGAAACACAUAGGGGUACUUCACCAGCUCUGGAGAAGUUGGAAGAGGCUCCUUAGGGAAAGUCGUGCUUGAAGUGCAUUUUGGUUGAGGAUGAGGGUGGCAGUUAUGGUAGUUCCUGACCAGUGGGCACUGAACAAAGACCACAGUGGAGGCUGGGGGGUAUGUGUGUCAGAAUUAACAAGCAAUUUGUGAGGCCGAAGAAGUAAGAUUUCAGACUCCCAUCUAGGUUCUCGGGAACAAAAGGAGGAGGUCUUCGGUUCCAUGUUUAGGGAGUUUGGACUCUAAUGUGUAAGCACUGAGGCACCAUGACAGAAUUUUAAGGAAAGAAAUGACUUAUUGGGGUUUGGUUUCAUUUAUUUCAUAAUUCCACCAGUUUUAAAAGAUAAAAUUGCUCUCAUUAGAAGGCCACAUAAAAAUGAUUAGAAUCUUUAUGUCCUGUUAUUUGUACUCUUCUAGUCCCACUUUUCUACGAUCUGCUUAUUACCGAAAAUCAUACAGUGACUUGUCUCCUAAACACACAUAAAGCUGCAGUAUUCUUUAUCAGACCUGUCCCCAGAAUUUCAUGCAUAUGUACAUACUAUGAAAUGUGUUUUGUUUUUAAUUUUAUUUUAGAUUAUUUUUGACUGACAAAUUCUGUUACUAUGUUAGUAUUUGUUAUGUCCAAAUAAAUCAUUUAAAAUGCA